GCCCCUCCUGCAUCAUCUGCCUCCCCGCGGCUGCACCGCCGCUGCUCCUGCCUCUGAUCCAGUUUCCCAGCAGGACCGGUCCCUGUCAGACUCCCUUCAUACAAACCCCAGCACGGACAGCUGCAGAGCCGACCAACAACCAUGGCUGCACGGGACACUGCCUCUCUGCUCGUCGGAUUCCUUGUCCUCUUUCACACCUGGGGAGUGUGGGCUAAUGUGGAGGUGAACAUGGAGGACAGAGUGGAGGUGUUCAGGGGAGAAACAGCUCACAUCACCUGCCUGUUUACAUCAUCUGACGGCGUCGGAGGCAUGGUCAUACAGUGGUUCUACGUGAAACCUCCGGGUGAGAAGCAGAAAAUCUACUACCAAGACACCACCAUGAAGGUUGUAGACCAAGGCACACAGUUCACAAAGCGGAUGAGUGUGAAUGGUACCGGAGCCACUGGAGAGAUAGUGCUGACUAUCAGCGACGUGCAGCCGGUAGACGAACUGGAAUUUAUCUGUCUCAUUAAAGGUCUAACAGAUGGGACUGGGGAGGGACGCACAAAGCUGAAGGUGUUCGAAACACCAGAACAUCCCACCAUUGAGGGUGUGCAAACAGGGAUCUCAGUCAAUGAAGACAGCCCAUCCAAGAUUGGGAUCUGCGAGGUCAAAAAUGGCUUCCCCAGGCCAAACAUCACUUGGUACCGAAACAACACGCCACUACGCGCUGAUCAGGAUGUGGUGAAGGUGGUGCCCAGCAUCACUACUGAAUCCACUAAGCUGGUCUCAGUUAGGAGCGAGCUGAGCAUGAAGGUCACAAAGGAGGACAAAGAUAAUCUGUUCUACUGCGAGAUCACCUACUUUGUUCCUGGAGGAACAAAGAUGACCGAGACCAACCGUAUUAAUAUCACUGUAUACUACCCCUCCACAGCUGUAAGUGUUUGGGUGGAGUCACCAAAAGGCAAAAUUAAGGAAGGAGACUCUAUCGAAAUUCGCUGCGAAGGCAAUGGGAAUAUGCCAUCGUCAAUUUUCAAAAUCAGUGAGAAAGAUGGUGACUCUGUGGAAGGCAAUACGUUGGUGAGGCAUAAUGUGACCCGUCUUCAGAGCGGAGUUUACGAAUGUACCUCUACUGACACUGACACCUUUGACGAGAUCUCUGGAAACACCACAGUGUUUGUCAACUACCUUGAUCCUGCUGUUGUGAUGCCUAAAGACACCGUUGUGGUGGCCCAGGGAGAGGACCUGACAGCAACCUGCAACGCCCUCUCUUCUCUCCAGACACGAACAGCCUGGAUUAAGAAUGGAGUGGAGAUUUCAGUGGGCCACAGUUUGAUCCUGAAGGACAAUACGUUUGAGACAGCAGGGACAUAUAUGUGCGUGGUGACUGUUCCUGAGAUCGAGGGAAUGGAAACCAACGGGACACUUACUGUUUAUGUCCAGGGUCCACCUGACAUCUUGGAGCUAGACAACACAGAGAUUGACGCGAGUUACGACGAAACAGUCAUCCUGAGCUGCAAUGUCAGAGGUUUCCCUGCUCCCAGUAUUGUCUGGACCACCUCUGAUGGAAAGAAUCUCGAGACAACAUCCCAAAUGAAGACCGAGGAGGGCGUUAGGAGUGUGGUCAGCGUCACGGUCACCACUGACAUCAUCGCUUUCUGCAAUGCCUCCAACGAGUUCGGCACUGACGCUGUGGCCUUCAACAUCACAGCCAUCAUACACACCACUACACCAGCUACCACCACUACAAUUUCCUCCGCCACAGCAGAAACACCACCAGAAAAAGUAAAACCACCAGGGGGCAGGGGUUUUAUCAUUGCAGUCAUCAUUAUCUGCAUGCUGCUGCUAGCCAUCUUGGGGAGUGUGCUCUACUUCCUCUACAAAAAGGGCAAGAUAUGUGGCCGGUCCGGCAAGCAAGACCUCACCAAAGAGAAGUCCAGCAAAGAUAACAUUGUGGUGGAGAUGAAAAGCGACAACACAGAGGAAGCUGUGCUCCUCGGGGUCAAUGGAGAAAAGCAACUUCCCAACGACCAGUGAAGAGCAGUAAGUACCUGGAUGUACAGAAGUGAAGUGGCGACUGCAGACACGGCAACAGCUGCUCCUGUUCUUCCCUCUGAGGCUCAGACUGGCCGAUGCCUUUAGUUAUGUCAUGGAAAAGCUCAGCCGUCCAUCAGUUAUCAUGAUGCAUGACUAAGGCUCAAAUUAUUCCAAUCUGUAGCUUUUGCUUACUGUCCUUCACAUCCAGCACAUUAUGUUAGAAUGAGCCUUAAUGAGAAAUGAUUUGAGCCCUCCAUGACAUAACUCAGCAAAUAAAUCUCCCACCUAUAAACCAAGGACAAUCCUUCGCCUAGAGUUCCCAUUACCACAAGCCUUGUAUACUGCUGAUUGUCCGUAGAACUAUAAUUGGAGCACAACAUUGAGCAGGGACUGUUUUUAUAUCCGACUACGCAUCACCUCAGGCAAAGUAAUCACUGAAGGGCAGCCUGAAACAGCUCUUUAUCAAGUGUACAUAUUAUAAUCUAUGUAUAUAUUUCUUUAUUUAAAAUAACUCAUUUGAAAAAAAAUGCCAAAAAAAAAAUGACCAGAUAGUGUUUUAUUUUGUUUGGGUGCUCUUUAUGGAGAACAAGAAGAGCUUAGGUAGAUGUCUUGUUUGUAUUUUGGAUAUUAUUUUGUCUUUUUCCUGUUAAGUCUGUACACUGAAGUCUUUGGGGAUGCAACGAUGCCUCUCCCUACAGCCAGUUACAGCCUCACCAAAGUUUUUCCUUUUAGCUCUGAAAAACAAAUGUUUAGGUCAUUCACAGUAGCUUUUCCUUCUCUACAGCUAAAAUUCUCGUCUUUACACUCCCCAGUUUGUAUAUAUUAAAGUGGCUAUUUGUAACUUUCAGUUUGUGUUAAUUCUAGCGGUAAAACGGUAAACUAAACGAGGUAACGUUAUCACUGUCACUGUGUCACGGGUCAAAGCAUUUAGAGUUUGUUGUAGCACAUAAAGUAAUAAUAACUUAGACAAGGGAAAAGAAAAUAGUUAGGAAACACAAACACUUAAUGAAAAUGAAUAAAAACUGAAGGAUGGAAGGGGGGGAUGUAAGUUAAUGUAGGCUACUGACGUACAACCACAUUGCGAAUUGUAAAGUUAUUUUAUGAAUGAAAUAGACAUAUUACAUACCUAAGAGCAAAUUCAGGGACGUAUUUGAAUCAUUUACAAUCCUGUAAUUGUCUUAAUCUGUUAAAAGGCCGACCGUGAUUGAAUCGGAUGUCCGCCUGUUGUCUGUCAUUUUCCCGUUUUAGCUUUUAGUUCUUUGUUUAAUUUCUGUUUUUUCUGUAAUGGUCCGGCCCCAGUAUCAGCCAUAACUACAACAGAUAACUUCUAAAAUAAAACGAAAAAUACAAUUUGGUCUAUAUUAAGAAAUCUCCUGCUACCUUUUACCUGGCUCAAUACUUACUAACACAGGCUUUUUGGGUGUUAUAGUGAAAUCUGUGACCCAUCACAAUGUGUCUAUACCUGCCGUAAAUCAUUUUGUGACUUCGCCAAAAAAUUUAACGGAGUAAAGGCAUUAAUAAAAACUACAUAAAAAUACUUUCUCGUUUGCUGUUACAAAGUCUUUUAUUGUUAUUAGAUGAAAAAUUGCACAGUUUCAGAAACAUUUAACAGUUACAUAUAGUCACUUUAAAGAAGAUUUACAAAACUGGAGAAUAAUCUGAUCAGCAUUUGACAUAGAAGGGUUAACUGUAUUUGUUGUACUCUUUACUUCAUGGUUUCUUUCAUUCACAGCCUAGUGAAGUUUUCUGUGCGUGUUUGAGUUGAAGCAAUGCCAACAGCCAAGUUAAAAAGAUGCCUUAGAAAUUCAAUCAAAACCUGUAAUUGUUUCUAUUUAAUGUUUAGUGCACUGAUUUCAUUGUUGUUAUUAUUCAUGCAGAUGAGUUUCUCCAAUGUGAAACAGUGGUUUUGUUUUACAAUGACUGUAUUUUUAGUUCUUUUGUAUGGAGGAAGGAUGAGGGUAGAACAGAUUUUUGGUCCAUGUCAAAUAUGGUUCACGGCAUGAAGUUGCUCUCCUCAUAAGGAAAAGAUACUUUUAUGUUAAAUGAAUGAAUUUAUUAAAUUAAGUAAUUAAUGUUUUGACUGAACUUGAAAUUAUCUGUUGGAUCCCAGAGAGACACAGAAUCCCCCUCAGAAUGCAUGAUGACUAACAGCAUGACUACUGAGGAGGGGGGAAUGACUGUGACUUCACGUAUGCAAACUAAGUUUGUAGACAAUCAACAAUCAAGAUGCACUGUGCUCAGUAAUGUGCAAGUAUCAUCCAUACUUACCCUUCCUACUCCCUGUUGUCUGUUUUGUUCUGCUGUUUUUAAGAACUACCACUGUUAAAUGGUUUUGGAUGUUUGAAUUCUGUAAAAUGCCUUUUUAAGGCCUUGAAGUUUGAAAUGUAAAAUGAAUGUCAUUAAUGACAUUCAAACCAAUUUACCAACAAAUUCAUUGUUUGUAGUUUUGGAAACUUAUACCAAAUAAAGUUUGACUGUUAAAAGAA
Messenger RNA from Etheostoma spectabile (orangethroat darter), 4502 nucleotides. It is a transcript of the gene mcamb, whose product is annotated as melanoma cell adhesion molecule b. Gene Ontology annotation, biological process: regulation of wound healing; regulation of Rac protein signal transduction; homophilic cell-cell adhesion. Gene Ontology annotation, cellular component: plasma membrane; cell-cell contact zone. The transcript has 17 exons. The record is from RefSeq and is a predicted model, not a curated record. Bases 142 to 2016 code for a protein of 624 amino acids. NCBI's taxonomy places the organism in Eukaryota, Metazoa, Chordata, Actinopteri, Perciformes, Percidae. Gene Ontology annotation, molecular function: laminin receptor activity; vascular endothelial growth factor receptor 2 binding.